Messenger RNA from Prunus armeniaca (apricot), 183 nucleotides. The record is from the annotation of a GenBank genome assembly. NCBI's taxonomy places the organism in Eukaryota, Viridiplantae, Streptophyta, Magnoliopsida, Rosales, Rosaceae.
AUGCAGAACCGAGAUUUUCAGAACAGGGGUCAGCCUCCUAUGCCUAAUCAAGCUGGGCAAAAUCCUGGGCCUAACAUGCCUGGACCUGCCAACAACAUGAGGACUCUCAACAAUAUGGGCCCCCCCGCCCCCCAACGUGGGUCCAAUGCCUCCCCACAACAACAUGGGUCCAAACUACAGUAA